AUGACUUCCUUCACCUAUGAUGGAACGGAGGAAUCAUUGUCCGAUUCUGGUGGUGGUGGUGGUGGUGGUGGUGAAGACAACAACGGUACAACGAUUCCGGAAGACAUUGAACAACUUGUGAUUGAUGCGUCCGUGAACAGUCUUCCCUCUCGACUCUGCUUUCAACGUUACCGGUUGCAGCAAGUCAUCUUCAGUGCAGACUCGAAAUUGACUACAAUUGGAGCUGAAUCAUUUGUAGGAUGCUAUGUCCUCCGAGAAAUGGCGAUACCGCCAUCGGUAAAAGUCAUCGAAGAAAGUGUCUUUACCUACGCGAAUCGCUUGACGGAGGUGGUAUUAUCCGAGGGAUUGCUCACCAUAGGAAAGGGUGCAUUUUCCUGCUCCGGCCUUAAAUCAAUCACUAUACCCUCUACAGUCAAUUCGAUUGGAGAGCUUGCUUUUACCGAGUGCGCAUCACUGACAACGGUAGUCCUGAAAGAGGGCUUGCUCCGGAUUGAAAAAUCUGCCUUUGAAACUUGUCAAACCUUGCAGACGAUCAAUAUUCCGUCUACUGUCGAGUUUAUUGACGAAUCGGCAUUCUCAGGAUGUUAUUCCUUGGCCGAAUGUUCUCUGAUACCAGAGUCGUCCGCCUUGCAGAAGAUUUCACGCCAGCUCUUUGUUUCCUGCGUGGCCCUGAGAAAAAUUCAGAUCCCCCAUUCGGUUGGAACCAUUGGAGACCGGGCAUUCCAGGAGUGCUCUGGACUCUUGGAAGUGGAUCUACCAGUUGGAUUACGCUUGCUUGGCAUCCAUACUUUCUAUGGCUGCUCUUCUCUACAACGAAUCAAGAUUCCUGAUACCGUUGUGACCAUGGGACGCUUUGUAUUUGCAAGGUGUCUAGCAUUAACUGAAGUUCAGCUGUCCAAAGGCCUCAAAGAGAUUCGUGAGGGCACCUUUCUCGAGUGUCGAGCCUUGUCCAGAAUUGAUAUCCCUUCUUCGGUAGUGGUCAUUGGUCCAUCCACCUUUGAUUGCUGCGAUUCGUUGGAGGAGGUGAAUCUACCAGACGGUCUGACUACCAUUGGGGAGAAUGCCUUUGCCUACUGCCGUUCCUUGGAGAGAAUCCACAUUCCCAAGACCGUCACAGAGGUGGAACAAAAGGCAUUCUUCGAGUGUACCUCGUUGAGGGAAGUCAAUCCCUUGGAGAGAUUGCAAGAGAUUGGACCAGAAGUUUUCAAAAACUGCCAUGCAUUGCAACGGAUUCAAAUGGCGUCCUCGGAUCUCGUCCAAGUGAUUGAAAAAUACACUUUUGGAUCUUGCAAGCAAUUGGUAGAAGCUACUUUACCAGAAGGUCUGAAGGAAAUUGCAAGCUACUGUUUCUUUCAAUGCACUUUGCUACAGGAAAUGGAACUACCUACAACCGUAGAGACCAUUGGGGCCUGCGCCUUUAUGAAUUGCAAGAGCUUACGACAUGUUGCUUUGCCCAACGGAAUCACCAUUAUUGAUACCAAAGCCUUUUCACAGUGUCAGGCUUUACUCCGAGUCAAGAUUCCUCCCAGCGUCGAGACCAUUCGAUCAGCUACCUUUUCCAGAUGUUCUUCGUUGGUACAAGUGGAUCUGUGUCGUGGAUUGAAGAGAAUUGAAGCCAGCGCCUUUUCUCGCUGUUCUUCUUUGGUGCGGAUUGAGAUACCGUCCACUGUGACGUCAAUUAAAAAGUUUGCCUUCUUGCAGUGCAAAGCGUUGGUAUCCUUUGUGAUACCAAACGAUACUGUCGAGUUUGCGUUUGCCUUGGACAAUGAGUUGGUAUCUGUGACGAGACCAAACGAAUCAGUGGCCAAGAUUGGCCAUGGCGCCUUUCAAAAGGCUCCAUGCCUCGUCAAUAUUGAGUUCCCACCUUCCAUGAAUGGAAAAAUCAAAGACGACUGCUUGCAAGGUUGUGACAUGUUGGAGGCCGAAUACGGUCCCAACCCAGUACACCAAGUGUCUGGUCGGUUUGAUGGAUAUCCAGUCCAUAGGAAAUGCUACCAUUGUUCUGUUACUACUGCCGAUGAUUUGCGUCAAGCGAUUGCGGCAUCCAGUCGAAAAUGGGAUGGUAGCAGCCGAAAGCAACUUUGUGACUUGUUUGGCAUGACGCCAUUUCAUGUAUUGUUGUCAUCGGUGGGUCCCAAUCGCGAUUUGUUGUCUGUGCUAUGCGAGGAAUAUCCUGGAUAUGCCCUUGGGUGGAAGGACAAGCUUGGCAAUCGCGCGUUGGAUUAUUUGAUUGGCAAUUGGGGGGCAACCUCGUCCAAAUCGUUGAUCCAGUGCGCUCUCCAAAAGUGGACCAUGGAUCGACUUGCGAGUUGGAAUCGAGAAUCUGCCAUGGUGCAAAUGUCAAGUCAAAUGAAUCUCAUUGAAACCGAAAAUGAUAUGGAACGCAGAGACCGCUUGUUACAAGAUUUGUUUGUCGUCAUGGAAGGGCAUGAACGGGUCGAAGCAAUUUCCGUGCUGGAACUCUGGUUGUGGAAAAUGGGAUUAUUGGCGUCCACCAUGGGCACAAAUGAUGAUUCGAAACAGUUGCCACCAAUGGAUCGAGAGAGUUGUCGCGCGAAAUGUGGGGUAUCCUUUGUGGUGCCCAAUGUCGUCGAUUUCUUAUUGGGUCAUGGUCAAAUUUCGACGACGACAACGACAUGA
Molecule: messenger RNA, 2640 nt
Organism: Cylindrotheca closterium
Lineage: Eukaryota; Bacillariophyta; Bacillariophyceae; Bacillariales; Bacillariaceae
Source: the annotation of a GenBank genome assembly